AUGAGUCGAAAAGUGCAGCAUGUAACAACCAAUAACUAUCUUGUACCAUGCUUUAUACUCUUGGAUUGUGUUCUUCUGGCAGCAUUUAUUGUUCUUUGGUAUUUUGUUGAGUUUACUGACCUAUUAAAUGUCACUGAACAAGGGUUUAUGUGUCAUGACAAGAAUCUGAUGAAACCGUUCAUCAAAGAUGAAGAUUUGCACAUUCCUAAGUUGAUGGUGUACAUCAUGUCUUUUCUACUACCUUUUUUUGUGAUUGUAUUUGGGGAGUCCAGCCUAGCUGUAUACCAACUGAAAUCUAAAGAUUCUGAUAAAGAAGAAAAAAUUGUGAAAUCUUGUGGCUGUAACAUUCAUCCACAAAUUAGAAGAACAUUACGAUUCAUAGGAAUGUUUACAUUUGGUGGAUUUCUAACAUGGAUAUUGAAUGAUGUUGGGCAGUUAAUGAGUGGUAAACUUACGCCAUAUUUUUUAACAGUGUGUCAACCAAAUUACACAGUCAUAGACUGUACACAAUUUGUCACUGCUAAAUCAGCAUGUACAGGAAAUACUGAUGAAAUAUAUCAAGCAAGACUGUCUUUCCCAUCACUGUAUUCAUCUCUGAGUAUGUACUCUGCUAUGUUCAUUGCUCUGUAUAUGCAGUCUUUAUUGAAAAUCACUGGAUCACGUUUACUCACUCCUUUCUUGUGUAUUGGAGCUAUCACGUUGGCAUACCUUUGUGGUCUGUCUGAGAUACAACAAUAUCGUCACCAUGCUGUUGACGUCAUAUUCGGAUUUUUGCUUGGAGCCAUUAUAGCAUUAUAUUUGUGUAUUGUUGUUUUGAAUAACUUUAAACCAAGACAACAUGAAUAUUGUGAAGAAAGCCCAGAAGGUAUUAGUGUUGUCACAUUACCAAGAGCUAAGUUGUUUCCACAGAAUGGAAACAGUAUAUCCUCACAUUACAAACCAGAUCCACUUGUCUUUCCUAAUCCUGCAUAUCUUGAAGAUGGUGUUUAUAAUCCAGGAUUUCCAUACCAAAGAUAGAAGACGAUGUAAUCCACAGUGUAAGGAGACCCAUCAUUUUUGACACUGCAUUUGUUUAUGUUUUGCCAAAAACAAACGUUUUCUGACUUAUUAAAAAAUGUGUUGAUAAUAAUUUGUAUAUAUUAUAGAUUGAAACUAACUUAUUCUAGUACUUCCAAAGAUUAUAUAUGUUUCUGUGUUUUUCUGACCAGAAUUGGCAACAUAACAGCAUUAAGGACCAAUUACUGCUAGUCUACCAGAUAUUUUUGAUAUAGGUUGUCAUAUUUAUACUGUGUUGGUGUAGUUUUAAAAAGUAAAAGAUUUUUUGUUUUACUAUAUUUAGUCUCAUUUCUUGGUUUUGUAUUGUAUGAUUUAUAGUCUAAAAUAUUAACAAAUUUGGUUUGUUUCCUCAAAACCAAAUAAAUUAUUAUUAUUUUUUACCUUGUUUAUUAUGUCACAAUUAUGUCGAAAAAUGUGUAAUCUGACUGUCACAUAACAGUCAUGAUGCAACUGUUUUGAACAAUUACGACCAGAUAUUUGCGAGUCCUUAUGAUUGAUUAAAAAAUACUAGAAAGUAUGUCAUCAAAUAUUUUCACAAAUUUGUCUCAAAUAUAUAAUCAAAUGUCACAGUUCACAGUUAUGUCAUAUUUCACAAAUUUGAUUUGAGCAGAAUUGGUUGCAUCAACCUCUGAUAUGCCUUGAUAUUCUCAUCACCUUUGGACAUAUAAUUAGUAGUAUUCUUGUAUAACCGACUCAAAGACAAUAAUUUCUGUAGUCCAAUGUUUUUUUUUUACUAUAACAAUUUAAUUUUAAAUCAGUAACUAUGCUAUUUGGCAGUUUUAAUAUUUUGUUAGAGAAUUUACCUCUGCAAACAAAAAGACAAGAUUGUGUAUAUCCAAAUUAACUGCAAGAAAAGUGUUGAUAUAUUUGGAAAAUUAUCAUAUCUUUUACAUAGUAUCCAUUUGAUAUCUAUUUGUGCAUAAUGUAUAUGCAUUAAAUUUGAUGUAAAUUUUCCUAAUUAAUAUCCAUGAUUCUGUGAUAUUCAGCGGUGAUUUUGUUUCCCAUUUUAAAAAAGUUGAAUUGUGAAUGUAUUAUGUAUAAUUCUUAUUUUAAAUAGAAGAGUAUUUUA
Molecule: messenger RNA, 2125 nt
Organism: Saccoglossus kowalevskii
Lineage: Eukaryota; Metazoa; Hemichordata; Enteropneusta; Harrimaniidae
Product: phospholipid phosphatase-related protein type 5-like
Biological process (GO): phospholipid dephosphorylation; signal transduction; phospholipid metabolic process
Cellular component (GO): plasma membrane
Molecular function (GO): phosphatidate phosphatase activity
Source: RefSeq, a predicted model, not a curated record